AUGGGCGGCGCCGGCGCGAGCGACGCGCGCGCGCGACAGUGGCCGUUCAGUGUCGUGCGCGCGAGCGACGCGGACGCGUUCGUCGACGCGCUCGGCGGCGACGCGACGCGCGUGUUGACGCGCGCGGAAGAUGUGAAAAAGUACAGCGUCGACUGGAUGGGGAAAUACGUCGGCGCGAGCGCGGUGGUGGUGCUGCCGCGAACGACGGAAGAAGUUUCGAAAGUCAUGCGUCACUGCCACGCGCGGAGGAUCGCGGUGGUGCCGCAGGGAGGGAACACGGGGUUGGUGGGCGGCGGGACGCCGACGCGAGACGAAGUCGUGGUGUCGCUGGAGCGCAUGCGAGAUAUCGUCUCCAUCGACGAAGACGCGGGAUGCGCGGUGUGCGAGGCGGGAGUGGUGUUAGAGGAGCUGGAGAGCGCGGUGCGCGCGCGAGGGAUGACGGUGCCUCUCGAUUUAGGGGCGAAAGGGAAGUGUCAAAUGGGCGGGUGCGUGUCGACCAACGCGGGCGGUUUGAGAUUGUUGCGAUACGGCAGCUUACGGGGAAGCGUGCUCGGGUUGGAGGUCGUUUUACCGAACGGGGAUGUACUGGACCUCGUUCGCACGCUGCGGAAAGACAACACGGGGUACGAUUUGAAGCAACUCUUCAUCGGCGCCGAAGGAACGCUCGGCGUGGUGACAAAGGUGGCGAUUUCCACGCCGCGCGCGCCGCGGAGCGUAAACGUGGCUUUGUUCGGCUUGGAAUCGUUCGCGAAGUGCGUUGAGAUGCUCAAGCUCGCUCGAGGGCUCCUCGGGGAAAUUCUGAGCGCGUACGAGUUUUUCGACCGAGAAAGUUUGGACUUGGUCUUGGCCCAACUCAGCGGCACGCGAGACCCUCUACCCGGGAAGCCGUGCGAGUUUUACGUCGUCAUCGAGACCAGCGGUAGCGAUGCGAAACACGAUACCGCUAAACUCGACGCAUUUUUGAACGUCGUCAAGAGUCAGCGCAUCGUCGUCGAUGGCGUCGUGGGUAGAGACGAGAAGCACGCCUUCGCGUUGUGGACUCUUCGCGAACGCAUAUCGGUGGCGCUCAAGUACGCGGGCGCGGUGUACAAAUACGACCUUUCACUGCCGACGGCUCGCAUGUACAAUUUAGUCGUCGUAUUGCGCGAUCGUUUACGUCCGAUGUUCGGAUCGCGGGUGAAGGUGCUCGGAUACGGGCACGCGGGAGACGGAAAUUUGCAUUUGAAUGUGUCGUGCGCGGAAUACGACGACGCCAUCGAACGUGCGAUUGAGCCGUUCGUGUACGAGUACACGCGCGAUGAACGGGGAAGUGUCAGCGCUGAGCACGGGUUAGGGGUGAUGAAGGCGGAAGAAAUUCACUAUAGUAAAGACGCCAAAGCCGUCGAACUCAUGGCGACGAUGAAACGCGCGCUCGAUCCGUUCGGGAUCAUGAACCCGUACAAGGUCCUACCGGCCGCUGCAGUGGGUUUGAGUAAACUGUAG
Messenger RNA from Ostreococcus lucimarinus CCE9901, 1482 nucleotides. RefSeq lists its product with no specific name. NCBI's taxonomy places the organism in Eukaryota, Viridiplantae, Chlorophyta, Mamiellophyceae, Mamiellales, Bathycoccaceae. Gene Ontology annotation, molecular function: catalytic activity; FAD binding. The transcript has a single exon. The record is from RefSeq and is a predicted model, not a curated record. Gene Ontology annotation, cellular component: mitochondrion. The coding region runs from base 1 to 1482 and encodes 493 amino acids.